AUGAAGAAGGCCAUUGCAAUUAUCGAUGGAGAUAUUUCUGAUCAAUUCAAAGUGGUGUGGAAUUAUUGUAAUGAAAUAGUAAGAGCAAAUCCAAAUACUUCUGUUUAUAUGAAGUUGGUCGAAAAUGAGGAUCCUAGCAAGCAUAAAAGAUUUAAGAGAUUCUAUAUUUGUUUUAGUGCUUGCAAGGAAGGUUUCAAAAGUGGUUGCAGAAGAAUAAUUGGGGUGGAUGGUUGUUGGCUCGAGGGUCCAAUGUACGGUACUCAUUUAUUAACUGCUAUUGGGCUUGAUCCUAAUAAUAAUAUAUAUCUGAUAGCAUAUGCAAUUGUGGAGAAAGAAUGUCACGAGUCAUGGGCAUGGUUUCUGAAUCAUUUAAAGCUUGACUUGGAGAUAGAUGAUGAAGCUAAUUGGACCUUCAUGUCAGACAAGCAAAAAGGUUUGAUAGAAGCAUUUAAUGAGAUAUUACCAUUUGUGACUCAUAGAUUUUGUGUGAGGCACUUGCAUAAUAACUUUAAGAGGACGGGAUUUAAUGGUAACACAUUGAGAAAUGCACUGUGGAAAGCUACUAGUGUAAUAACAGUAAAGUGGUUUGAUAAAUGCAUGCUUAAAAUAAUUGAUUUAGACCCCGCAGUUGCUUCUUGGUUGAGAGAUAAGUCAACUAGUGAACGGUCUAGAUCUCACUUUUCUGAAAAUGUGAAAUCAAAUAGGGAUAAAUCUGCCAUGUGGAGUUCUGAUGAUAUUUGCUCCAGAAUUAAGGAUGUGUUGCACAAAAGUCAAGUUGUUGCUACUGAAUAUAUUCCUAGAAAGGCAAAUCAGUGGAACUAUAAGCUUACAAGAGCUAGCAUAACUGAUAAUUGGGCUGUGGACUUACUAAAUAGAAAUGUAGCUGUAGAAAAUGGGAUUUGA
Nicotiana tabacum (common tobacco) is the source of this 903-nucleotide messenger RNA. Lineage: Eukaryota; Viridiplantae; Streptophyta; Magnoliopsida; Solanales; Solanaceae. The record is from RefSeq and is a predicted model, not a curated record.